This is a messenger RNA of Dryobates pubescens (Downy woodpecker), 3230 nucleotides long. It is a transcript of the gene GABRB2, whose product is annotated as gamma-aminobutyric acid type A receptor subunit beta2. NCBI's taxonomy places the organism in Eukaryota, Metazoa, Chordata, Aves, Piciformes, Picidae. The record is from RefSeq and is a predicted model, not a curated record. The coding region runs from base 481 to 1956 and encodes 491 amino acids. Gene Ontology annotation, cellular component: GABA-A receptor complex; neuron projection; synapse. The transcript has 11 exons. Gene Ontology annotation, molecular function: neurotransmitter receptor activity; GABA-A receptor activity; extracellular ligand-gated monoatomic ion channel activity. Gene Ontology annotation, biological process: nervous system process; signal transduction; regulation of membrane potential.
GCGAGGCAGCUCGGAUCCGCCGGGCCGAGCGGCUGUGAGCGGGAGGAGGAGGAGGUGUAAAGGGAGCUACGAGCACAAAGCAGAUUUGCGAGGAAUAAUUUAACUCCGGUGUUUGUUGUUUUUCGGGAUUUUGCUUUUUUGCGUGUCUCCUUCCUUUCUAUCUUUUUUCUUUUUUUUUUUUUUUUUUUUCCCCUUCCUUCGCUGCUCAGGAUUUAAAUGUCACUCAAAGCAUCCCCAAAUCAGCUUUCCGCUCGUCUCCGGUCUCUUCCAAGAUACUAAUUGGAUCACACGCUGCAUUUGAAGAGCCUGGGUGAUCUACCCCCGAAGGAAAUUUGCUCCAUCUCCAGCAGCAACCACUGCUCCUUUUGAUGUUGUGGUACGCCGUGCGCAUGCGCUUCACAUUAGAAUUACUGCACUGGCCAGAAUAAGUUGGAUCUCUUCUCUUCACUGAAACCCUAAAUCAUAUCAAAAGCUAAAGGGAUGCUGAGAGUCCGGAAAAAGGGUUACUUUGGGAUUUGGUCAUUCCCUUUAAUAAUAGCCGCGGUGUGUGCACAGAGUGUCAAUGACCCUAGUAAUAUGUCACUGGUAAAAGAGACCGUGGAUAGACUGCUGAAGGGCUAUGACAUUCGCUUGAGGCCAGAUUUUGGAGGUCCCCCAGUGGCUGUUGGCAUGAACAUAGACAUUGCCAGUAUAGAUAUGGUCUCAGAAGUCAAUAUGGACUAUACCUUGACCAUGUACUUUCAGCAAGCAUGGAGGGAUAAGAGGCUGUCAUAUAAUGUAAUACCUCUAAACCUUACUCUGGACAACAGAGUAGCUGAUCAGCUGUGGGUUCCUGAUACCUAUUUUCUGAAUGACAAGAAGUCCUUUGUACAUGGUGUCACUGUGAAGAACAGAAUGAUCCGUUUGCAUCCGGAUGGGACAGUCCUUUAUGGGCUCAGAAUUACAACAACAGCUGCUUGUAUGAUGGACCUACGGAGAUAUCCGCUGGAUGAGCAGAACUGCACAUUGGAGAUUGAGAGCUAUGGCUAUACAACAGAUGACAUUGAAUUUUACUGGCGUGGGGGUGAUAAUGCAGUAACAGGAGUGACAAAGAUCGAACUGCCACAGUUCUCCAUUGUAGACUACAAGCUUAUCACCAAGAAUGUUGUUUUCUCUACAGGUGCCUACCCAAGGCUGUCUCUCAGCUUUAAACUUAAGAGAAACAUUGGUUACUUCAUUCUGCAGACCUACAUGCCUUCUAUUCUGAUCACUAUCCUGUCCUGGGUUUCGUUCUGGAUUAAUUAUGACGCUUCAGCUGCAAGAGUUGCUUUAGGAAUCACAACUGUGCUCACAAUGACAACAAUUAACACCCAUCUUCGAGAGACUCUUCCCAAAAUUCCAUACGUGAAGGCCAUUGACAUGUACCUUAUGGGAUGUUUUGUCUUCGUUUUCAUGGCUCUGCUGGAGUAUGCAUUGGUCAACUACAUCUUCUUUGGCAGAGGACCACAGCGUCAAAAGAAAGCAGCAGAAAAAGCUGCCAGUGCCAACAAUGAGAAGUUACGAAUGGAUGUCAAUAAGGACAGAAGAAUAAUUGGCACAUAUCAUUGUCCAGAAAUGUAUUCAACAAAGAUGGAUCCACAUGAAAACAUUUUGUUGAGCACACUUGAAAUUAAAAAUGAGAUGGCUGCCUCCGAGGCUGUGAUGGGGCUUGGGGACCCUAGAAGCACUAUGCUGGCGUAUGACACUUCAAGCAUCCAGUACCGGAAAGCUGGCUUACCCAGACACAGCUUUGGUCGCAAUGCCCUGGAGCGACACGUGGCACAGAAGAAAAGUAGGCUACGGAGACGUGCAUCUCAACUGAAAAUUACCAUUCCUGACUUGACUGAUGUAAAUGCCAUAGAUCGAUGGUCUCGCAUAUUCUUCCCUGUUGUUUUUUCCUUCUUCAAUAUUGUCUAUUGGCUUUACUAUGUGAACUAAGAAACAAAGCCACAGGGGAAGAAAGAACUGGAUUUCUCUUCAAAUCGGUUGUACAGCCAAAAGUGGGACUUAGAAAAAUUCUAUUCAGGACAAAAAGUUAUUUUAAAACACCUUAGUUGCUGGCCCACUCUAUGGUCUGGUCUUAUAACGUUUUGGUUGUAUCUGCUAAAUCAUAAAUAUGUUAAGUUGCAGUAUGGACGUAUCCCCUUAUCAAAAUACAAGUGCAUUUUGAGUGUGAAGGCAAAUUAGAUUUUGACAAUCACUUCUGUCUCAUCAUCCCUCACGCUCUUCUUUUUUUUAAUGACCGUUUGAAUUUAGCGAUACAAAUUACAGAGCGACGUUUGAGAAACAAGUUCUAGUUUCAACAGCAGUCCAUACCAUUCCCAGAGAAACUGCACACCUGAGACAUGCAUCUACACUUAAGGGAGUGUACAAAGUUAUUAUCAUGCUUGUGAAACACAUACACUUUACCUUUUAAACGUGUAAACUUGAAAACAAGUAGUGCCUAUCAUCUUUCCAAGAUGAUGAUGGUCAGAGGUUUCCCAACCAUAUUCAGGUAUUUCCUGUUUUUUUUUAUUGAAAGAUCUAAACCUUUGACUGAUAAUAUUAGGGUUGGGUGUUUGCACAGAAGCUGAAGCAAAAAGCACUAGUUUUGUUUGGAUUUUGAGAGAACACAUGCUGACAGUCACAAUGACACUAGUUGUGAUUGAUAGAGGAAUGUAGCAAUGGUACAAAAGUGCAUCAACUCGGAACGGGUAGAGGUGCUGCUGGUUUGUGUUGGGGAAAAGAAGUCAUCUGUUCAAAGUGCCAAAGUUGGCUGGCCAAAUAGUCAUUCUCUAGGUGGCUGAAGUAAGCCAAUGGUGCCCUGCAUUUCCAGGGUGGAGAAAGCUUAGAGAGCAAUUAUAAAACACAGAGCCAAGGAGAGUGAAGGCUACAUAUAUGUAAAAGUGUGUAUGUGUAUAUAUAUGUAUACACAUAUAUCUAUAUACUGUGAAAAUGAAUGUUGUCAGUUAUAGUAUGUACCCAAGUCUGAAAUACUCAUGUGGAGUUCUGUGAUUUCUUCCACAUUUGCAAUCUUUCCAGUUAUGCUUGCUACUGUUACUAUGUUUAACACCUUACAUCCAGUUUGUUUAAAGGUAUCAUACCUCUUUCGGCAGUAAAGAUCCAAGCAUAUGUAUUUCAGUACAAAAAAUUCUUACAAGGUAUUUUCUCAGUCUGGAUUAGGCAAUGCCUGUUCAGUUUUGGUUGGGUUUUUUUGGUUAUUGUUUGCUUUU